Etheostoma spectabile (orangethroat darter) is the source of this 1451-nucleotide messenger RNA. RefSeq names its product family with sequence similarity 133 member B (gene fam133b). Bases 71 to 877 code for a protein of 268 amino acids. The transcript has 11 exons. The record is from RefSeq and is a predicted model, not a curated record. NCBI's taxonomy places the organism in Eukaryota, Metazoa, Chordata, Actinopteri, Perciformes, Percidae.
CUCUCUCUGUUGGAUAUUUUCCUCCAUUACUAAUUCGACAUGGGCAAAAGGGAUAAUCGAGUGGUGAGUUAUGGCUUACAUUAACCCCAUUGCUGCUGCACGAGCCAGGGGACCGGCAAAUAACGCUGGACCAACUAUACAAGAUUAUUUAGGCAGACCUCGACCAACAUGGGAAGAGUUAAAGGAACAACUGGAGAAGAAGAAGAAGGGCUCUCGAGCCCUGGCUGACUUUGAGGACAAAAUGAAUGUGAAAUGGAGAAAGGAACUGGCAAAAAACAGAGAGAAGUUGUUAGGUGGAAGUGAUAAAGACAAAGAAAAAGACAAGAAAACCACAGACAAAGACAAGAAGACCACAGACAAGGAAAAAGAGGAGAAGAAAGAGAAAAAAGAGAAAAAGAAGAAGGAGAAGAAGAAACCCAGCAGGCAUUCUUCAUCUUCCUCUUCUUCAUCGAGUUCUGAUUCCCCCAGCAGCUCCUCCUCAGAAUCUGAAGACGCGGAUGAAAAGAAGAGUGUGAAGAAAAAGCGGAAGAGAAAGAAGUCAUUGGCAAGGAGAGCAUCAGACAGCUCAGAGGAAGAAUCUGACGCUGAAGUCAAGAAGAAAAAGAAAAGAAUCAAGGAAGAAGGAGACAAAGAUAAGGAGGACAGGAGCCGUAAAAGAAAAAGGAAGGCCGAGCGAACUUAUAAGGACUCAUCCUCAGAGUCCUCUGCAGACUCUGAGGGGGAAGAGGUAGCGGAAGCCAAGAAGAAAAAGAGAAGUAGCGAGGAAAAGGAGAAAAUCACAGACAGAUCCAAGAAGAAGAGGAAAAAGAAGCACAAGAAACACAGCAGGAAAAAGAAAAAGAAGGCAGCAUCUCAGUCAGACCCUGAGCUCGACUAACAGCCGCAGCAUUUUGAUUCUCUCAUCCUCCUGACCGUUCACGAGUAGUGUUAUUUUUUUGCCUUUGCCCCCUAAACACCUCUCCCAUCCAGCUUCAGUCAUCACACUUGAACAAGGGACCCACAGACUUGUAAUGCUGGGGUUCUCUGUGCAAAGUGAAAUUGAGGGAAGCACCCAUCCCUCUAAGUGGCAACUACCCAUGCAUAUCUUCUGUAGACUUUUACCACCACUUUUCUAGAUCUUUUUUUGUUGUUGUUGAGUUAUACACAACAAAUGGACAAUCUUUUAGAUUUCCGUGUGACUGGCCCUUUCAGAGUUGCUCUCUCGGCUUCAAACCCAACAUCUUGCAUUUGUAGUUUCUAGAUGAGGCUGUCAUGCUAGUGCCUGCGUCAUGCAUGUAGAACUGAUGACCUGAUGUCUCGCCAGCCUCAUAUUGAAGUUGGAUUUAUAAGAAUGUGAGCUGCACAGCUGAUAUUAAUACAAGGGAUAAUUGUUCCGGUAGAUUACAUUGUUACACUGCAGUGUAAAUGUAUAAACAAUUGGAAUUCAUCAAUAAAGUAUUGUUUUAGCCUUU